Messenger RNA from Esox lucius (northern pike), 1121 nucleotides. RefSeq lists its product as uncharacterized. The coding region runs from base 227 to 724 and encodes 165 amino acids. NCBI's taxonomy places the organism in Eukaryota, Metazoa, Chordata, Actinopteri, Esociformes, Esocidae. The record is from RefSeq and is a predicted model, not a curated record. The transcript is spliced from 6 exons.
AGUACAUAGAGGCGGGAUUAGAAGCCAUAAAGGAUACAUCGUGAUACAUAGGUACUACAUAGGGAGACAUGGGUAAUUUCAGCAUGUUGGUGGUGUGUGUUGCUGUGAUCUUCAGUCUGGUCUCAGUGAGUCAGGCGACUCCUGUUUCUCAAACCUGUGAGACUCUUCUGAAACCUCUAGAGAUGAAAACCAUAGACCCGGAGCCAGGACUUUGGUCAAAGUCCUCAUGGAUAACAUCUGGUCAGAGUUGUCACCAGGGCCACUCCCGAACAUGUUUAAAGUAACCUUUUAUGUAAAAAUGUUGGAUGGGACAUGUUCCAGUAGCAAUAUCAGUGUUGCCCUUGAAGACAACAAGCUCAACUGGACGUACAAUUUCCCUUCUUCCGCGGUCUUCCUGCCAACUUGUCCAGACUGUCUUUUGAACCAGAUUACAACCACCAUCAAUGGAAACAACUUCAUGUCUCUGGAACUCUACAGUAAGAGAAGAGAACUCUCCGCUGCUGAACUGUUUCAGUUCAAGACACAGGUUGCCUGUCUCAACUUGCCACAGGCAGUUUUCCUCAACUCUAAGACAGAACACUGUCCAGACACCACUGCAAGGAUUCCCAUCAUGGAAGAGAAGUACAUGGAGUUCAUUCAAUCUAUGGAGACCGAACCUCUCAAGGGAUUUUUUUCAGUAACAGAUUAUCUCAUUGAGAAGGCAGAAUGCCUGGGAUGGAUUUAAAGCAGGCUCAGUUAUCCUGGUGGACUGGAGCUUUCCAAUUGAUUCAGCUAAUAAAUGUCUUGGUGAGCAUCUAAUCUCACCAAGGGAUUUACUCAAGCAGAAUCACAUGGGUUUAACUGUACUCUGAAUGAAAGGGGAGUUGGUGAAACCAUUUAGACUUUUUGUCUUCAUAAAGAACCGCUUCACUAACCUUACAAAAUGAUGUUUUCUAAUGGAACUUAACAACACCUGAUGAAGGUCUGAGAUGAACUGUAAUAUCUACAGUGGCUGUGAUACUGUAAAAAAAUCUGUAGGUUUUCAACAGGUUGUAUGAACAGUUUUAUGCAUGAAAAUGAUACUAUACAUGAUGUGACUAGAGCUUCAUUCUGUGUCCUUAAAGGCCUUUCCGAUAACUACA